This is a messenger RNA of Agrilus planipennis (emerald ash borer), 1454 nucleotides long. It is a transcript of the gene Eb1, whose product is annotated as microtubule-associated protein RP/EB family member 1. Gene Ontology annotation, cellular component: microtubule organizing center; spindle midzone; cytoplasmic microtubule. NCBI's taxonomy places the organism in Eukaryota, Metazoa, Arthropoda, Insecta, Coleoptera, Buprestidae. Gene Ontology annotation, biological process: protein localization to microtubule plus-end; spindle assembly; regulation of microtubule polymerization or depolymerization. Gene Ontology annotation, molecular function: microtubule plus-end binding. The transcript has 7 exons. Bases 115 to 978 code for a protein of 287 amino acids. The record is from RefSeq and is a predicted model, not a curated record.
UUUGUUAUUUGGUAUCUUCAAAUUCUUUUCGUGUUCGGUGUCACUUUUAGCGGUUGAACCCCUCCCGGCAUUAUAUUUUAUAAGAAAAACAGUAAUUUUUUAUUCUAAAGGAAAAUGGCUGUAAAUGUUUACAAUACAAGUGUUUCUGCUGAAAAUCUUUCUCGUCAUGAUAUGUUAGCUUGGGUGAAUGACUGUCUUCAAAGUCACUUUCAAAAAAUUGAAGAGUUAUGCACAGGAGCAGCUUACUGCCAAUUCAUGGACAUGCUCUUUCCAGGCUCUGUGCAAUUAAAAAAAGUCAAAUUUCGAACAAAUUUAGAACAUGAGUAUAUUCAGAAUUUCAAAGUUUUACAGGCCUCGUUUAAGAAAAUGGGUGUGGAUAAGAUAGUGCCUAUAGACAGGCUGGUUAAGGGACGCUUCCAAGACAAUUUCGAGUUCCUUCAAUGGUUUAAGAAAUUCUUCGAUGCUAACUAUAAAGGAGAAGCUUAUGACCCACUGGGCAUGCGAAACGGGGAGAUGCUGGGGGGUUCCGGCGGGGCGGCGCCGAGGGGAGCCACGAUGCUCACAAAGCGUUCUCAACUAAACUCGCCCACUAAAAAACCCGUUGGUAAAGCCACCAUAGUGUCAACAGGCCCCCCAUCUUCAGAAUUAUCGGCGCAAAGAAGUCAAAUGCCGACCAAGGUGAACGCUGCUGCAAAACCGAAACCGCUAUCGAAUGUGAACAGUCGUGGAGACGCAAAUGCCAGCAAAAUAGAAGAGUUAUCAAACCAAAUUUUGGAAUUAAAGAUGAGCGUUGAAGGUUUGGAGAAAGAGAGGGACUUCUAUUUUGGUAAAUUGAGAGACAUUGAGGUGAUGUGCCAGGAAAAUGAUGAAAACAAUCCGAUCAUUCAAAAGAUUUUGGAUGUUCUCUAUGCAACAGAGGAAGGAUUUGCUCCUCCGGAUGAAGCGGAAGGUUUACCUGGCGAAGAGGACGAGUAUUGAUUGGACAAUUGACUACAUCGCUUUUUCUUGUAAGCCGUGUGUUAUCAGUGGCUUCUGUCGCACCAACUUUUUUAUACUCGCAAUCGUAAAUUUGUAACUCUAUGUUGUAUUAAUUGGCCUUUUAAAUAAUUAUUUCUUGGAAAAACACUCUUCAUCUGUCUUGAUUUAACGAAAUCGUCAAAAAUAAAUCAUCGUAAUAUCACCGAGUAAAGCAACGGCGAUUUUUUUUCAGACUUUGGUUUGUCCUUGUAAAUACUGCAUGUUAUUGUACACUAUUUUUAUUAUUAUUAAAUCUCUGUAGCCAUUUUCGUUAUUCUAUCUUUAUUGGUUGUUGAAAAAUUGUUCUCAUCAUUGCCCCGCUUUGAAGAUGACAGAUCUGUCUUACUGUGCAUGGUAUUGAUUGUAAAAUUUAGACAAAAUAUUUAUGUAUUUGCAGUUGAUCAAAAAAGAUAUGUAAGUAAAUGCAGUUGAAGAAA